Messenger RNA from Fusarium vanettenii 77-13-4, 789 nucleotides. RefSeq lists its product as uncharacterized. The transcript has 2 exons. The coding region runs from base 1 to 789 and encodes 262 amino acids. NCBI's taxonomy places the organism in Eukaryota, Fungi, Ascomycota, Sordariomycetes, Hypocreales, Nectriaceae. The record is from RefSeq and is a predicted model, not a curated record.
AUGCCCAGCACCGCCCCCUCAGAGGCCGACUCGACGGUGGCUCACCACCAGCCGCCACGCUCGCACAGGACGUUCCGUCUCAUCACCAUCGCCUCAUUUCUCCCCGCGUUUCCCCUCUGCCUGACCCACGGCAUCCUCUCGCACAACCCCGUUCCCGCGGUCGGCCUCGUUCCUCUUGCGUUUUCUGCUAGUGGCGGUGUGUUUCUGCUUCGUCGACGCGAUGAUGAUGCUGGACUUGCUCUGAAGCUGUCGCACCCUGUGCUGGUCUUUGUUUGCGACGUGAUACUCUCUGCUGCCUUUAUGGUGGUUUUGGUCUUUACAUGGAUCUCAAAGGGUGAUUCAGCUUCGCUGAGUAUGCUGGCUGCCUAUGCGACUAUUCCUCUGCUCGUCAAUUUUCUCAUCCACCUCCUCCUUGCCCUGGAAGCUUUCUACACAGGACUCGCCAUCCAUAGUCUCGUCCAAUGGCUCGCCUGGAGAACACUCCCACCCGACUGCCCCAACUGCAACCACCGGCUCCGACCAGAUUUCCCCGAACUGCCCUGGCUGGAGCGUAUACGACAGCAACGACAUGGGGAGUAUGCCACCUUGUUUGUCGACGAAGAGCAUCGAUAUCACGAUGAAGAGGAUGAGCAGGCUCUGGACCGUGCUGCUGAGGAAGCAGCUGAGGCUGAGGCUGCAGCCACCGAUGUUGUGCCAGAGGCUGUUGAGGUGAGGAGGAAGAACAGCCGCAAGAGCAAGACGACUACACCACCAUCUCGAGAGGAGCCCGUGUCUCCAUGGGGUUCAUAG